CUUGCGGAACCCUAUCAUCAUAUACUUGGACAUGUAUGGUUUUGAAUUUCCUUCAAAUGCGUAAUUCUCCAAUUUUACCAGUAUUAAAGGUUAAUAGAAAAAAUGAAGAUAUUGAAUUGUUGAAAGUCGGUUACAAAAAUAAUGAAUCGAUUGGAAGGUGCCUUAAUAAAUACAAAAAGAAUUGGAUGCGUUGGAAAUUAUGUAUAGAAGAACCUUUUAAUAUAGAAAGGAAUCUUGGAAAUGGAGUGAGUUAUGAUAGUUUUAAAAAAAUUAGGAAGGAAUUUCAUAGAGCAGUAAGAAUUCUUUAUAAAGCGGAUCUCAAAGUUUGUUGCCAAGCACUUACACCACAAGCCGAGAUUUAUGAAAAGUAUGAAUAUAAUGAUGACGGAUCUAAUAUAAUUACUAAUAUAAUUACUACACUACUAGAUGAGAUUUAUGAGUAUGAAAAUUAUGAUGAUAGAUCUCUUGUAAUUACUUCAGAAGCUUUAAAUGGUAUUAGUGCUAAGUAA
This is a messenger RNA of Dentiscutata erythropus, 509 nucleotides long. The record is from the annotation of a GenBank genome assembly. Lineage: Eukaryota; Fungi; Glomeromycota; Glomeromycetes; Diversisporales; Gigasporaceae.